Messenger RNA from Menidia menidia (Atlantic silverside), 597 nucleotides. NCBI's taxonomy places the organism in Eukaryota, Metazoa, Chordata, Actinopteri, Atheriniformes, Atherinopsidae. The record is from the annotation of a GenBank genome assembly.
UUGACGCUGCUGUCUGGCGACACGCUGGUGUUAAACUCUAAAAGUUACUCUCCACCUGAACUGAAGAUGCCACACACUGCAGAGGCUGUGUCAGCCACUCUCACCACCAACAGAAACUGCACCCUAGAAAUAACUAAUGUCAGCAGGAGCUACUGCCUCAUCAACCCCAAGGUGUACAUGACAAGUGGCUUCUCGCACCAUCCCCCGCAGCCCACAGUUCGGCCCACCAUGACAGAAGUGUGCUCCUUCACCAAGGAUGACAACACUGCCACGGGCGCCGUGGGCCUGCUGACCUACGACCUGUUCCACUUGCAGAGCCGGGUUUGCUCUGAGCGCGUGGCUAUCAUGUUCUCCGUGCCCUUUGACCGAAACCUGUACAAAAACCGGCUGGCCGUGGGUGUGGUUGAGCAUUCCCACGCAUGCGAUGAAAAGCUGUACGACAAGAUGUAUGAUGGGAAAGAUCUCAGCAGCCUCGCCCGCUCCGAGGGCGCGGGCGGGCUGGAAUAUGGAGCAACAUAUGUUGACUUGAGAGCUACAAUGUCCACGGUUGGGAAAGCUAUCGUUAAAAUCGAGCUUUACGAUAAAAUGGGCCGUUAG